Messenger RNA from Paramecium sonneborni, 434 nucleotides. Lineage: Eukaryota; Ciliophora; Oligohymenophorea; Peniculida; Parameciidae. The record is from the annotation of a GenBank genome assembly.
AUGUUGGAAUUAGAGAUUUUUAAUUACUUAUUCAAAAAGAUGAUAAUUGUUCUGAUGGAAACAUCUAUCCAUUUGAUGGAUGCUUUGCUAAGAUUUACGAUUGUGUUGAAGAUUGUGCAAAUUGUAUAAGAGGUUUAUGUUUGAAAUGUUAGCAAGGAUGGCAAUAUUAUGAAAAAAAUAAGAAUUGUUUACCAAUAUGUGAUGAUUCAAUAAUUACUUAUUUUGAAGAAAGUGAUGAUAGUAACACAUAUCAAUAUGAUGGGUGUUAUUAAUAUAAAUAUUCUUGUCCAUUGAUGUAUGCAAAUUUGGAAAAUGUAAAAAAUUUUAACCAAGUUACUAAUUAAAAUUCGGACUGUGUAAAUAUAUAUGUGAUGGUUCUGAAGGUUAGGAAGAUUAAGAAAAUAGAAGUUGUUAUAAUAGUAUUAAUAAUUUGA